This is a messenger RNA of Heteronotia binoei (common prickly gecko), 2058 nucleotides long. It is a transcript of the gene LZTS3, whose product is annotated as leucine zipper tumor suppressor family member 3. Gene Ontology annotation, biological process: regulation of dendritic spine morphogenesis. Lineage: Eukaryota; Metazoa; Chordata; Lepidosauria; Squamata; Gekkonidae. Gene Ontology annotation, cellular component: dendritic spine. The record is from RefSeq and is a predicted model, not a curated record.
CCUUGGCGGACUUGUGAACUUACAAAGUGCCACUGACUUGUGCCUCAACGCCAAUCCCUUGCCAUGGCCAAACUAGAGACUAUCUCCGUCCUGAGUGACCCCAGCUACCACAGCCAGGAAUCCUUCCACUCCUUCGAGUCCAGGGUCUCCGAGCCCGCCUCCCAAGGCACUAUGGGAAGCGUGGGCAGCGGUGUCUCCAACGAGCAGGAGUUUGCCAUGAAGAGCGUGGGCACCCGGACUCAGAACAACAGCCGGCAAAUCGACGGCUCUCGGAACAGCUACUCCACCCGGGAGAUCUCCAACCGCUACUCCGGCGAGGAGAAGACCUACAGGACAGAGAAGAUCUCCAACUCGAUAUACAUCAACGGGGACCUGCGCAAGAGCGAGAAGGGGAAGACGGACCUUUGCGGGAACGUGGCGGCCAACAACGAGAAAAACAUGCCCCCUCUUCCCCAGUACAGAGAAUCCAGUAACCCACCAAAGAUAUUGCCAGUCUCUGGUAAACUGGACCAGAGCAACGAGCCCUUAGUUAGACCUUCAGCCUUUAAGCCAGUAGUUCCGAAAAACUUCCAUUCCAUGCAGAACCUGUGCCCGCCCCAGAGCAACGGGAUCACGGAGAACCGCAAGACUUUGAAUCACACCCACAGCAAUAGCCCUUCCACUGUCAAAAGCGGCCUGGAAAAGCCAGGCCUUAACAGGACUACCAACCAAGCGGGCGGCCUGUCCGAUUCCGGCCGCAACUCCUUGACGAGCUUGCCCACCUACGGCACGGGCUACAGCCAGCACAUCGGCCCGAUGAGCGCCUCGACCAGCCACAUCAACCGCAUCGGCACCACGUACGCGGAGAAGAGCAUCGUGGGAUACAACGGGGAUAUCUACCUCAGACAGCGGUGCGGUCCUUCCAGCAAGAGCACUUCCUCCUUCAGCGGCUCAACCAUCUCAGUGAAACUGCCUUUCCAUUCUCCUUCCACGGACGACAUCAUCCAAGACCUGGAAGACCGGCUGUGGGAGAAGGAGCAGGAGGUUCUCCAGAUGAGGCGGAACCUAGACAAGAGCGAGGCGGCCAUCUACCAGGUCUUCGAGGAGAAGCAGAAGAUCUGGGAGCGCGAGAUGGAGGACCUCCGGCAAAACUACGCCAACAAACUUCAGCAGGUCUCCAAGAGCCAGAGGGCUCAGCAGGCGUUGCAGCUGCAGAUCUUCAAGCUCCAGCAAGAGAAGAAGAAGCUCCAGGACGACGUGGGGCAGCUCCUUCAGCAGCGGGAAGAGCUGGAGAAGAAGUUCGUGGCGUUCAAAAAGGAGCAGGCCGAGUUCCUUCCCAAGAUCGAGGAAACCAAGUGGGAGGUGUGCCAGAAGGCGGGCGAGAUCUCUCUGCUGAAGCAGCAGCAAGACUCCCAAGCCGACGUCUCCCAGAAGCUGAACGAGAUCGUCGGGCUGCGGACGCAGCUGAAGGAAGGCAAGAGCUUCCUCCGGGAGAAAGAGGAGCAGCUCCUGAACCUGAAGGACUCCUACAGCAACAAGAGCGUCAGCCUGGAGCUCUGCGAGGGCGAGCUGCAGCGGAAGAUGGGCGAGGUCCAGGUGCUGAGGGAGAAGCUGGCCCAGUGCGAACUGGAGGUCUCCGACCUGAAGCAGACCUUGACCAGCCUGGGGGGACCUCGGGGCCACCCGGACGCCGAGCUCCCGGAGAAGCUCGCAAGGGACACCCCGGGCUGCGAGAGCGACGAGGCCAAGAUGAAACGGCAGGCCGAGGAGAGCCUGGGGGGCCUGAAGAAGGAGGCGGAGAGGCUGCAGGCCGAGCUGAAGGCCGAGCGGCAGCAGCGGGAGCAGCAGGUCGUGGACUUUGAGGAGGAGCGGCGCACGUGGCAGGAGGAGAAGGAGAAGGUCAUCAAGUACAGCAAGAAGCAGCUGCAGCUGAACUACGUGGAGAUGUACCAGAAGAACCAGAUGCUGGAGCACCGCCUGAACGAGAUGAGCAGCAAGGCGGCCACCCCGCCGCACGCCGAGGACAAAAAGACGUGGACUCCCUCCCGCCUGGAGAGGAUAGAGUCCACGGAGAUCUGA